GUUACAGAUGUUAAUUUGUUACCAGGUUCUAUACUUAAUAUCACGGUUGAAUCUCCUGAUUAUGGUAACGGCCACUUUAGCUUGCAAACUGAUAAUGGCGAAUAUCGUAGAUUUUUGUAUGACCCUAUAUGGGUUAAUGGUUGUACAUGUGAUAACUGCGAGAAUAUACCUCUGGAAUAUCAUUCACAAUGGUAUUUUUAUAGACCAACUCCUCCAAAAGGAACUUAUUUUGAUGUUUGGAUUACAAUAUAUUGGAAUUGUGAUCUCGAAGGAGGCGGAAUUGUUGCAGAUUGUAAUAGUGAAAUAGUACAUCGUCGAACCUAUGUCCGUUAG
Messenger RNA from Acaulospora morrowiae, 333 nucleotides. Lineage: Eukaryota; Fungi; Glomeromycota; Glomeromycetes; Diversisporales; Acaulosporaceae. The record is from the annotation of a GenBank genome assembly.